AUGGCCCUCGAUGUUCAACGAAACUGGGAUGUCUGCAUGGCGGAGAACUUGGAACGGGUGACGAAGGAAAGCGACCAACCGAAGGACAAGAAGGAUGCUCGUGAAACGACCAGAGCAGAGAAACCAAAGAUCUGGAAAAGCGAACCUGUCUACCUACCGGACGAGAUCAUCAUCCAAAUCCUAGAAUAUGUGUCCCGAUUCCACGAAUCGCAGUAUACCCUCGCCUCCUGCUGUCUGCUCUCACGACAGUGGUACAGCGCGGCCGUCCCGAUGCUAUACGCCAGUCCCUACCUCUACGGCAAGAACUUCGACCCGUUCCAAGCGGUGAUGAUACCCUCGAGAAAUCUCCACGUUCGUGACAGCCCUCUCGCUUCACUUGUAAAGAUCCUCGAUCUGAGGGGUCUAGUGCAUCAAGCGAGCCGAAGGAUCACGGCACGCCUACUGGGGAGGACCAAGGGGAACUUGGAGGCCUUCAUCGCGCCACAAGCCAGUUUCGGGACGAACAGUUUCGCUGCGUUGGCAAAGUGCCAUCAACUGCGGAUAUUGGAUCUGUCUCUGGUCUCGGAAUCUCCUCCCCUGUUCGAGCUCCUCAAGACCGUCUCUCGCCUGGACAACCUCACCACGUUCCGCCUACCACGCUCCUCAGGCUUCAGCACGGACGUAAACCCAGCUUUAAUAACCUGGCCACGGCGACUCGAGAACCUAGCCUUAAGCGGCGGCAUCGACGCCCACUUCAUGCACGGCAUCGUCGCGCUUCCCUCGACACUCCGCAGUCUCACAAUCGAACACUGUCCCUCAGCGAAAGGCUUCGCCCUAAUGCACAUGCUCCGCGCCGCUGUCCGACCACUCGCACACCUCGAAACCCUCAAACUCGCCAACCUCCCCCGCUUAAGCGGCAGCGCCUGUGACAACGUCCUCUUUAUUCUUCCAGGCCUCACCCGUCUGAGCAUCUCAGUCGACUACAUCACCCCGGCGCUCUUCGACUUCGACGUCAGCAGCCACCGCGAAGCAAUCGAAUGCCACUACCCGACCCUCCCGCACGCGGAGUCUCUCCCAACCCGCCACCAGUGGACGGACGGCAAACAAUGCGAAUUACGCACGCUGGAACUCACCAACUCGGGCAAUCCUGGCGUUGAGGACAAGGUUUCACCUAUUGAUAUCGUUAUUGCGCUCGAUGAGGGUGCGCUGCCGAAUUUGAGGCAGGUGAGGGUGGACAAGACUUUGCUGUGGCAGGCGAGCGCGACGGCGGCGGAUGUGGAUGCGUUGGCGGAUGCGCUGAAGGAGGCGGCGGUGCAGAGGGGCGAGGAUGAAUCGACCAGUACAGGCGUGUGGACGUUUUGA
This is a messenger RNA of Zasmidium cellare ATCC 36951, 1341 nucleotides long. RefSeq lists its product as uncharacterized. The record is from RefSeq and is a predicted model, not a curated record. The coding region runs from base 1 to 1341 and encodes 446 amino acids. The transcript has a single exon. Gene Ontology annotation, molecular function: protein binding. NCBI's taxonomy places the organism in Eukaryota, Fungi, Ascomycota, Dothideomycetes, Mycosphaerellales, Mycosphaerellaceae.